Trichoderma virens Gv29-8 is the source of this 1422-nucleotide messenger RNA. RefSeq lists its product as uncharacterized. The transcript has a single exon. NCBI's taxonomy places the organism in Eukaryota, Fungi, Ascomycota, Sordariomycetes, Hypocreales, Hypocreaceae. The coding region runs from base 4 to 1296 and encodes 430 amino acids. The record is from RefSeq and is a predicted model, not a curated record.
ACAAUGUCCAAAAUUGCUACGGUUGUAAUCAUCGGGACCUGCGAUACCAAGCUGCAGGAGCUUCUCUUUCUUCGCGAGAGGGUUGAAGAAACCGCAGGAGGAGUUCAGACGCUCCUCAUAGACGUCGGACGGAAUCGGUGUGCCCACAAUGCCAUUGCCAUUCCGCAGUAUGAGCUCUUGUCCACCUUUGGCAGGGGCAAGGCCAAGGGCAAGGACGCGAUAGCAGACUUGACCAGAGGUGAAUUCGUAACGCUCAUGACCGACUGCGCCUCUCAAGCUGUGAAAGGACUAUACCAGCAGGGCCUCAUCCAUGGCAUCGUCUGUGCAGGAGGCUCCAGUGGCACGGCGCUCUCCGCUGCCGUUAUGCGUGAUGUGCUUCCGGUUGGAUUCCCCAAGCUCAUCGUUUCGACAAUGGCGAGCGGCGAUACCAGGCCCAUUGUCGGCGAGACGGACAUUGCCCUGAUGCAUUCUGUUGUCGAUAUUGCCGGGCUGAACCCCAUCUUACGCGACAUUCUCAGCAAUGCCGGAGCGGCGAUUGCAAGCGCCGCGCUCUCAUACGCUGCCAGACGGAACAAGAAAAGAUACGGUGCAGCAGAGGAGUCGGAGUCGAUGAAGAAGUGGCGGGUGGGCAUUACCAUGUUUGGUGUGACAACGCCCGGAGUCGACGCCAUUCGCUCGCAUCUCGAGUCCAACUACCCCGUCGAGACUUAUGUUUUCCACGCCGUUGGCACUGGAGGAAGCGCAAUGGAGCGCCUCAUUCGCGAGGGCCAGCUCGACGCAGUCAUCGAUCUCACGACGACGGAGAUUUGCGACCACCUGUUUGGCGGCGUGCUCUCGGCUGGAGAGGGACGGCUGGAUGCUGCUGUUGAAACCAGUCUGCCAAACAUUGUCUCCUUGGGGGCUCUCGACAUGGUCAAUUUUGGGCCGAGAAACACGUUGCCGGAAAAACAUGAGGGAAGAGUCAUAUAUGAGCACAAUCCAACCGUGACGCUGCUGAGGACCUCGCCGGAUGAGUGUCGUGAGAUUGGAGCCUUCAUUGCCCAGAAGCUCAGCAAGACAAAGAGGCCGGACAUGAUUGAAGUGUGGAUUCCCAAGGGGGGAGUCAGUAUGAUUGCCGUUCCUGGAGGUCCAUUUGAGGAUCAACAGGCGGACAAGGCGCUGUUUGAGGCGGUCAAGUCGGGAUUGAGUGGCAGCGGCAUCAAGAUUGUUGAGGAUGAUAGAGAUGUCAACGAUGGAGGGUUUGCGAAAGAUGUUGCGGAAGCAUUGGUUGCAAAGCUGGGACUGCAGAAGAUCUGAUGGUUUUAUUUUGCUACUGAAGCGUUUAUAUAGCUCACGAAUCGUAUUCUAGUGGAACUUGCUGUUGAAAUUCAUCAUACAUGCACUCGUUUAUAUAAAAAUCUGGAUAUUUCAUUCAUUGAUGCC